AGAACUUGUUAUACUGUCCUUAUCAGAGCCAUGUGUCCCUGGGAGAUUUGGAUUUAGUAUUUCUGUUGAAGAUCAUUUGUUGCGGACAAGUGGACAAUGUGGGCAGACCCCUAAACCGUGAGGAGAGUUGAUUUUGACAUAUUCAAGGGCAGACGAAUGGUUAGAGUUUGCUUUUUUAGGAGCGGGACAGUGUGUUGCUUUCGAAGUGACUUUUGAAGGUUCGGCGCUGUUUGCAUUGUGUGAAAAUUGGGAAGCAGCGGAGAGUGGGAGCAGAAUGGUGCUGAUUGUGGUAGAGAAUAAUAAGGGGCAAAUGGAAUUGUAUGUCGAUGCACUAUCCCAGUCCCGCUUGCAAGUGCAUGCGAUUUUUCUUAUCAUUUGUUUCCUGCUUCAGUAAAAGUAGAGACGAAGCUGCUAAGCUGACAGGUGCAUAUAGAUGCAAGAAAGAGAACAGCGGUAAGAGGAAUGCAAAUCCAAAGCCAGCAUUAGCCAACCCUUCCGUGAUUAUUGACGCUGUUUGGGUUGCCGAACACUCUCGCCAGGUGUCGACGAUGCUUGUUGGAGUAAUGGAUGUGGUUGGUAGAAUUAUGUUUGCUUCUGAGGAUGCUUCAAGAAACUCGACAUCGAUGUUGUGGUAGGUCAUCGUCCUUAUACGAUAUCAGGCCACGAUAUGGUCUUGCUUUGAAUAAAAAAAUCCGUAAGGCUUAAAACGUCAAGUUGAAGAUGGUCUUUGUUUGGUGCGGCGCUUGAGCUGGGCAGUGAGGGCAGUGGCAUCUGCGUCUCCUUUGAACCUUUGAAAAUGAUGAGCACCUUCUUCUGAGUAUUUCUAUCUUGCAUAUUUUCAUGUUUCUAGUGGAUUGUGGGAAAAGCUUGCCACCAUCGAUGUUCUUAGUACGAUUGUUUGCUCGGUGCAAUACAGAUUAUCAUUACUUGUGAAUAUUAAUGGAGGUUCUGCUAGAACUGUUUGGGACAAUUUAUAUGCAAACAUAUCAGUUGUAUCUGCACGCUUCAAGUCCGCCGUAGCUGUGGUUAGUGAAGCAGUGACAGUCAGCUUCAUGUUCCACUUUCUUGGUGUUGAGACUUAGGAUUUUGGAAUACUUAUACUAUUUUUUAACUUUGGGUUCCUUGUGUGAUCCAAAAUGUUCUACAGACUAAGAUUGUCGCCCAUAACAUGUAUGCUAUUGCACUUUUUAGCUUAAGCACACAUAGCCGUGUAAAGAUUUUGGGCAACCAACAGGUUGUUUAACACCUUGCACAUGUCCAUAAUAAUGGAAGAACAGGGGGUUAGUUCUGAUUCACCCUUUUGACAUACCCACACUGCUGAUUUGUGCACACUUCUUUGGCUUUAAGUGUUUUAUCUCGUAUUUUGAUUAAUUUUGUUGUGGUCAUGAUUCUACUCUCUGCGGACAUAAAUGAGAGACAAGGCGUUGUGGCAAUAGUCACUGUAAUUGGGUUUGUACAUGGUCGUAUCUAUGCUUCCGCGCGGGAGUCGCUGCAACGAGCUAUCAUGGACCUAAAGAAAGACUUUAUAUCGACUUUGAGAUCGAGACCCGACCCUUUUUGUGGUGAUGCAGAGCGGGUUGUUCAAGAUGCUUAAUGUCCAAGCUAUUGAUCACGAACAUGUUACACUUACAAUUGGUUCUGAAGUACUUAAUGUUACAGUGAAUAGAAUGAAAUCGCCUCAAAUGCUUUCAACACAACUAAUAAUCGUACAAUCAUCACUCUAGCAUAAACAAUGCCAAUUGCAUGGCAUGUAAUAGUCCAAUUAAGGUCCGAAUUGGCAUUCGGCUGUGGAGAUCUACGUUGCGUGCCGGAAUCCUUCAACGCCUCUAACUCUUGUUGAGCUGAAGUUACAAUUGCUAAGACUAGGUGAAGGAAAGGGCCGAUGGCACAACUGCUGAAAACUCAGGCUGAAUAAUUUGAGAAAUCAGUUAAAUUCUUGCUACCUACAAACAACUCCUCCCAUAACUCUUUGACGUCCUGCGUAAGCACAAACUGAACUGUUUAAUUAUAGUUUUACUUCUUUUGGUAGGAAACUAAUGCCGCGUUGAUAGGUAUCAGGGUUAUAGAUCCCCAGGGCACUGAUCAGCUUUCGGCCUUGAAUAACCCGAUGUAGAAAAUCGUCACCAUUCUCAUGGAGAUCAGUACUGUUUUCCAGCUUUUGGGUCUCCAAUGCUCGAAUCCUCCGACAGUUGAAACCCUCAUCUUCAAUGUAAUACAGCACCUGAGUCGAAUCCAACUUCGACCACAUGGCUCACACCUAGUGCAUCUCAAAAGGAAUAAUCUCUUUUCCAUGGAAUUACUCUUCCCCAGUGGUGAAAUUCGUUAUCAGAGGUAUAUUCUUUCGAGAAAAUAAAGGUUCGAAGUGCAACUCAUGCCUGUCGAAGAAUGCGCACUGGCUCUCAUCCGUUCGAUGAAGUGUGCACCCGCCGUGAUUGUUGACGAGCUCCUUUUUCAGAGUCUUGUGCGAAGUUACGGACUUCGUCAAUCUCCAGCGUGGAUCAUGUUGCUUUUCUUUUGUGUUUAUUAUUCCGUCGUGAUGCUCACCUGGAGAAUGCGUCAUGUCGACGACGUCAGUGAAUGGGAUGGGGCAAUUACUCGGAAGAAGUCAAGCUAUGUUCUUAUGCAAUCAGCCAGUGACGAUGAGCGAAAAUUGGAGCAAUCGUUGAGCUUUUGUACUCCAGAGAGUUGGGUGUCGAUUGUCGAUUGGCAUAUGAUGGCUGAGUUGCAGGAUUCCUGAAAAAGGUUGAGAUUGUCGAGUUGGGUGUGGGGAUUGCUCCAAGUAUCCAUGGGUUUAGGGUUGUGGCACUACGCCACAUCGGGGGUCUUGCAAGCGCAGUUCGCGCAGAGCUCCGGGGCGGACAUUCCCGUGAAGCUCGGGGAUUCGAACGAUGUGUCCUGGCUGUCGGAGAUGCCUCGCAGCAAGAGAGCUCAUUUUGUUGAUUUAGCGUUGGAGCAUGGGGAAGACACCAAAUGUUUGAGAAAAGAGGGUGAUUAUGGUUGUGAGCUGCGUUCGAGUGGUCGUGCGAGAAGGGUAUUAUCAUCGAGGGGAGGUGCGAAGAGUUCCAGGAGAUUUGCUGGACGUAGCAGGGUUCGCCGCACCUUGACAUCCACGGAGGAAAUUUCGCAAGGAUCGAAGUCGUUGUGGUGGAGCGACCUAGGGGAGAGGACGUUGGGGAGUUCUAUUGUGGCGAGUGCGUCAUCAGGGUUCUCGUUUUGGCAUCCGUUUUGGGAAAAUGCAGGGAAUUCCAAAGCGGAUGAUAGUUUGGAGAUUAGCGAAGCUGGAGAUGGAGGUGAAGGUGAUAGUGGAAUUCGAGGUGGGGGUGGUGGGGAUGAGGGGAAUGGCGGGGAUGGGAGUAGUGGCAAUGACGGAAGCGGAUGGGAAAUAGAGAGGGAGGUUCUGGUUAGUAAUGGAGUUGAGAAGGAGGAGGGAGAUGAUGAACAGCAACAUGGCAAGGAAGCGCCUGUUAAGAAUCUGGAUCAGCGCGCACCGGUUCUGGCGUCCUUGACCUCCACAUCAGGAGAUGCUUCAGGUGGAAAGGGGCCCUUUGAUAAUCUGCCACUUGGAAGGAAUAAUAGAGCUGGGGCUGCGGAGCAUUCGUCUGCAAAGGUGCCCUCCAAAGCGUCCGACAAGGGCUAUUUGGUUGGUUCUAAUGGAAUGGAAAACGAGCGAGUUGCGUUGAAGGAUGAAGCCUCUGCAUACGCGACGCAGAUUAUUCAGCAGAACAAUGGAGAUGAGACUCCUGCAAAGAGCUCUGAGAUUGCUGCCUUGAGGAGACUACAGCGUGAGACUUUUUCAGAUUUGUUGGGAGUCAGAGAGCGUCUGGAUAGACUUGAGUUUCACACAGGCCUACGUCCAUCAAAGGGGCAAACUUCGCUUGAAGGAGGUGGUGCUAAGACGAAACUGAAGGGGGAAGUUUGUUCUGGCGGUGCUUUCGUUUUAUUGGACGAUGAGAGCAGUCGACACUCCCGUGCUGCGCUCGAGCAAGCUGGUCUUCACACAGGCCUGGAUGUGCGCUUCACAUUCGAGACCUCUUACAGGGAGAGAGAUGUGAUGAUCACGGAAUGUUCAGCUGGGCACUCUGGUAGUGAUGGCAGCAUACUUGGGGGUCCCAUUUCAGUUACCAAGCUCGUUUACAAUGCUCAAGUUACAGAUGAUUUAAAUGUUGUGGUUGCGCCCCUAGGAGCGCGUGGUAGUGAUAUCACGGAGACUGUGAACCCAUUGCAGGGUCAUGCAUUGACACAAUUUGCCAAGGUAGGACCUUCCAUGUACCACGAUUGUGUGGGUUCCGCUUUAGGAGCUACUUUGAGAGGAAAAACGGCGCUCGUUUCAUUGUCACAGUUCCUUUCUGGCUGGGGCACUGGGUCAUUGUUAUCUGAUGGGCCAGCGAAUAGUGGGCCUCUCUGUCUCAGCACCCUGGCACAUAUUAUGUUUCAACCGUGGGAGAACUCUGUGUUCUCGCUCUCGGCAGUUAAUCGCUUUUGGCCUAGUCCUCCCUUGCCUUCUUUCAGAGGUUUACACUGGAGUGAAAUGGGACCACUAGUUCUCUCGAAGUCUCAUCAUAGUCGGAAAAAUUCGGGUUCCAGUAGCCCACCUGUGAACAGUCCCCGAGAUUUUCGAAUACCCAUGGACAGUUUAUCAAUGUAUGAUUUUCGAACAUCCAUGGACACAAGGCUACGUGAUUUUCGGACAUCAUCAGACAAUCCAUCUGGAUAUUCUGCAAACGCCUCAUGGGGAACACCUAAUGGUGAACCAGAUCGUGGAAUCAUUACUAUUCCGGAGACACAUGGCAGUGCAAUGCAGUCAAUUGCAGUAGCUGGUGAAAUUGAUGUUGGUGCAAAUGUGAGCCUUGCAGGCUGGGCCCAGGCUGACCGAGAGUACUGGCUCCAAGAAGGCGAGAACAGAGAAAUCGAAUGGACAGUGAGCCUUACAAAAACUGUCGGGACAACGGCUGGUUGGGGUUUGUGUGUGGGUAGCUCAAAAGUGGACUUGUGGAACUCUACCAGAAACGAAGAUCUUAGAUAUACUUGUGCUGAAGAUGGUUUAGGUGGAUCAUGUGACAUGCAAUUGCAAAUGGAGGCAUUUCUGAAGCUUAGUAUGGGACGUGGUUUUACUCUACAACCUGGUUUAGUGUAUCUUCUAAAUAAACAGUCACAAACCCCUGCUUUCGUACUGCGCUCUUCGUGGGCACUCUGAGUGCGGUUUCGUGUUUGCAACCUUGUGUAUCAAUGUGAAUAGUGGUUGUCACAUGGUUCUUCAACUAUAACGUGUGUAAUGUAGUAUUACUGCACCUCAAUAUUUCAUAGAAGUUCGACGUUUUGUGGCAAGCUGUCGAUCUGUAUCACGAAGUAGAACUUCUAUUUUAUAGAAUUGUCAUUUUUUCUUGCA
Molecule: messenger RNA, 5386 nt
Organism: Physcomitrium patens
Lineage: Eukaryota; Viridiplantae; Streptophyta; Bryopsida; Funariales; Funariaceae
Source: RefSeq, a predicted model, not a curated record